Arabidopsis lyrata subsp. lyrata is the source of this 1271-nucleotide messenger RNA. Its product is annotated as rRNA biogenesis protein rrp36. Lineage: Eukaryota; Viridiplantae; Streptophyta; Magnoliopsida; Brassicales; Brassicaceae. Bases 287 to 1027 code for a protein of 246 amino acids. The record is from RefSeq and is a predicted model, not a curated record. The transcript is spliced from 10 exons. Gene Ontology annotation, biological process: maturation of SSU-rRNA from tricistronic rRNA transcript (SSU-rRNA, 5.8S rRNA, LSU-rRNA). Gene Ontology annotation, cellular component: nucleolus; 90S preribosome.
GUUGUGUCGUGUGGUUGUUGGCUUCUUUCUUAACGAAAGGUAUCAAAUUUAUAUGUAAUAAACCGGUCGGUACAGUUUUCAAAACCGAUUGAAAUUGAAUUGAAAACCAACGGUUUAAAUUAAAAGCCCUAAUUUCCUUUUUCUUUCUUCUGAUCUUACGAUCUCUUUACUUGUCUGAGUUCUGUCGUUUCUUCGCCGUUCGUUCUCCAACAGUUUCAUCGUCGUCCUCUUUAGCCAUCGUUGCUCUUGAUUCUACAGAUUUCUCUGUUCAAGUUCACGUGUCGACAUGAAGGGAGCUGGUAAGUUUGAAGGGAGCUCAAGUAAGAUAGUUUUUGAGGAUAGUGAAGAAGAUGAAGACCUUUCGUGUUCAUCUGUGUCUUCUUCAGAUGAGGAAGAAGAGCCAGAAAAAGAGUUAACCUUUGAGGAGAUACAUAAAUUACGAGCUGAUGGGUCUAAAGCUGUUCCAUGGAAACCAAAUCAAGUGAAGAAAACAGGUCGUGCUAACAAAAACAGACCAAUGGAGUUGAGUUCUAAGAAACCUGUGAGUCGUUAUAGAGAGGUAGUUCAAGUUCCAAAGAAGGAGGUUCGAGAUCCUCGCUUCAAUCAAUUGGGUGGAACACUUGACGUCGAGGGGUUCAGGAAGCGAUACAAUUUCUUUUUUGAGGACAAACUUCCUGUUGAAAGAGAGGAAUUGAAAAAGAAGCUAAAGAAAACAAAGAAUCCAGAAGAGGUCAACGAAUUGAAGAACCAGUUAACUUACGUUGAGAAAAUGUUGAAGUAUGAGCCAUCAACAAAGAACAAAGGAGCAGCAAUACUAACAGAACACAAAAAGAAAGAACGAGAAGCCGCAAAAGAAGGGAAAAGGCCUUACUAUCUCAAAAAAUCGGAAAUCCGAAAGCAAACACUCAUCGAAAAGUACAACAGUCUCAAGGAAUCUGGGAAGCUUACAUCGUAUCUUGACAAACGGAGGAAGAAGAAUGCAACAAAGGAUCAUAGGUUUAUGCCCUAUCGUCGAGCAGAGGAAUAGUGAGAAGCAGUUUUGCUUUAAGAACGAUCUCUUACCUUGGUCCAUGACAGUUUUUGUGGCAGUCUUUGUGAUGUAGUACUAAACUUUAUGCUUGAGAAUUGAAAGCCAAAUGCAGCUAAACUUUUUUUGUUUUUCAAUUGAAAGCCAUAUCAAAUACAAAGGCUGCUUAGUUUGCUCUUGUUUCUGUGAAGACAUGAGAGACUCUAGACCUUUCAGAGGGUUCAAAUCUACUGUACUUUUCUUA